Molecule: messenger RNA, 1528 nt
Organism: Rhopilema esculentum
Lineage: Eukaryota; Metazoa; Cnidaria; Scyphozoa; Rhizostomeae; Rhizostomatidae
Product: dynein regulatory complex subunit 5
Molecular function (GO): protein binding
Source: RefSeq, a predicted model, not a curated record
GAGACAGCGGUGAGCCAUGGUGAUAUUGUAUACAAACAUGGCGGCCAGUUAGAAAUCUGUUCGUGGUGAUAACUUGGAUCUCAAAAGAAUGGAUAAGACAUUAAACCCAGCAGCUGAUCCAAGGCAGAUGAGAAGAAUCAUUGCUGAAGAUCCUGAAUGGAAUCUUGCAACUGUUCCUCUCCUUACAGAGCUAUGUUUGCAACACAUUGUAGACAAAUUUGAAGGCAAUCCUGUUCUACAUGAUCUGCUUCCAAAACACAAGACAAAGGUUCUUGAGAAUCUUUCUCCAAAGUUACCAUUAAGUGUUACAGCCAAUCUUGUUCAAGACAAUGGUUACUGGAAGAAAUGUUGUAGAGCAAGGUGGAAUGUGUGUGAUGUUUCUUUGUACAAUGAUAAUUGGAAACAGAUGUAUUUUGAAAGAAAUCUUGAAGAAAUAAUAGAAAAAUUUGUACCCGGAACAACAGAUCCAUCCUUGCUGGAAAAAACAUUGAAACUUUCCUCAGAUUAUAUAAAAAGCAUCAAUAUAAAGCAGCUACUUCCGCCUGUGAAAGAACCACCAAUAAGAGAUGAAGAUGAGGACGAAGAUAGCGGAAGUGAGUCAGGCGACACACUGAGUAUCGAUCACUUUGACUUCAACGUUGUUACGCAAGCACUCCCAUUUUUAAGAGAACUGCGUAUUACGUAUGGUGUACGAGACUGUGGGAUGAACUUUGAAUGGAACCUAUUUGAGUUUACUUCACGAGACUGUUUACUGCUUGCUAAGGCCAUAAAAAGCUGUGAUUCUUUGAUAACGUUCCAAUUGCAUCAAAGCAAAGUAGAUGACGAAAAAUGCCGAGUAUUAAUCAGCCAUCUUCUUGACCAUCCAACACUGAAACAACUUGAUCUUUCACAUAACAAAAUAGGAGAUAGCGGAGCAAGAGCAAUUGGCAAAUUGAUCAACGGAAGAUGUCGCUUAGAGGAGCUUGACUUGAGAGAUAACAAGAUCAAAGCAUUAGGAGCUGCGGCCAUUGGGCACGGUCUUGGCAAAAACUCGACUCUUGCGGUUCUGAGCCUCCGCCUGAAUAGGCUUGGGGACGAAGGUGGCCAAGCAGUUUGCAAGGCGCUGCUGAAGAAUACAACCCUUAAAGAACUUGAUAUUGGAAGCAACGACCUUGGCGAACCCACUGCCGCCUUACUGUCAAAGGUUUUAGCCAAGAACAAAGUCAUAAAGCGUUUGAAUCUUUCCUGCAAUAAAAUCGGACAGGACGGUGGCAUAUCUUUGCAAGAAGGCAUGGAAGAAAACUCAACGCUGACACACAUGGACUUGAGGCUGACAGAAGUAGGCCAGGAAUGCGAAUAUUGUAUAAAUCAGCUGAUACGAGGCAAUGUUAACAAAGAACAUUUGCAUCGGAAAUGAUAUUUUAUUCAUUAAAGGCUAAGUGCUAAGUAGUUACUAAAUAUUGUCGACCGUUAAUUAAAAUAUGUAAAUAAAACUUAAAGUGAACAUGUAUUUGUAUUUGUAUAUUUCAAUAAAGUUUCCCUUGAGUAU